This is a messenger RNA of Panicum virgatum (switchgrass), 2074 nucleotides long. RefSeq names its product purple acid phosphatase 15-like. Gene Ontology annotation, molecular function: acid phosphatase activity; metal ion binding. The record is from RefSeq and is a predicted model, not a curated record. The transcript is spliced from 4 exons. Bases 76 to 1890 code for a protein of 604 amino acids. Lineage: Eukaryota; Viridiplantae; Streptophyta; Magnoliopsida; Poales; Poaceae.
CGGUCCGUCGAGGUGCCCACAGUCCACACCGCACUCUAUGACGCUAGUCUAUCAGCGCCAGGCAACUUUGUUCGGAUGAGGAAGGGGGGCUGCCUGGCUCAUUCUCAUGGGUCGGCGGCGCAUCUUCCUUUGGUGCCGCUGGAAUAUUCCUUGCCAUCCACAGCAAGCCGCCACGGUGCUGACGUCACCGGAGUAGAUCCCAGCCACCAUCAACACUACCUGUCGCGGCGCUUAGCUCUAUUGCCACGGAGCCCGGCGGCGAGGGCGCAGGAAGCAGCAAUGCGCCGGGGGCGGGGCUCGCUCCUCCCGCUGCUGCUGCUUGCGGCGGCGGCGCUUGCGGCCGCCGAGCCGGCGUCCACGCUGUCCGGGCCGGCGCGCCCGGUGACGGUGCAGCUCGGGGACAUGGGCCACGCGGUGGACCUGCCGGAUACGGACCCGCGGGUGCAGCGCCACGUCACGGGCUGGGCGCCCGAGCAGGUCGCCGUGGCGCUCUCCGCCGAGCCCACCUCCGCCUGGCUCUCCUGGAUUACAGGGGAGUUCCAGAUGGGCGGCGCCGUCAAGCCCCUGGACCCCAGCACCGUGGGCAGCGUCGUGCGCUACGGCCUCGCCGCCGACUCCCUCCUCCACGAGGCCGCCGGCGAGUCGCUCGUGUACAGCCAGCUCUACCCCUUCGAGGGCCUCCGCAACUACACCUCCGGCAUCAUCCACCACGUCCGCCUCCGAGGGCUGGAGCCCGGGACCAGGUACUACUACCAGUGCGGCGACCCGGGCAUCCCCGGCGCCAUGAGCGACGUCCGGGCGUUCCGGACGAUGCCGGCCGUCGGGCCCAAGAGCUACCCGGGGAGGAUCGCCGUGGUCGGGGACCUUGGCCUCACCUACAACACCACGUCCACGGUGGAGCACAUGGUGCGCAACCAGCCCGACCUGGUGCUCCUCCUCGGCGACGUCUGCUACGCCAACCUCUACCUCACCAACGGCACCGGAACGGACUGCUACUCGUGCACCUUCGCCAACUCCACGCCCAUCCACGAGACCUACCAGCCGCGCUGGGACUACUGGGGAAGGUUCAUGGAGCCCGUGACGUCCAGCAUUCCGAUGAUGGUGGUCGAAGGGAACCACGAGAUCGAGGAGCAGAUCCACAACAGGACGUUCGCGUCUUACAGCUCCAGGUUCGCGUUCCCGUCAGAGGAGAGCGGAUCCCUGUCCCCGUUCUACUACUCGUUCGACGUUGGUGGCAUCCACUUUGUCAUGCUCGCGGCGUACGUCGACUACAAGAAAUCAGGUGAGCAAUACCGGUGGCUGCAGAAAGACUUGGAGAAGGUGGACAGGUCGGUGACCCCGUGGCUGAUAGCCGGCUGGCACGCGCCCUGGUACACCACCUACAAGGCUCACUACAGGGAGGCCGAGUGCAUGAGGGUGGAGAUGGAGGAGCUCCUCUACUCGUACGGCGUCGACGUCGUCUUCACCGGCCAUGUGCACGCGUACGAGCGAUCGAACCGGGUGUUCAACUACACGCUGGACCCGUGCGGCCCCGUGCACAUCUCGGUGGGCGACGGCGGCAACCGGGAGAAGAUGGCGACGAGCCACGCCGACGAGGCCGGCCACUGCCCGGAGCCGGCGUCGACGCCGGACCCCUUCAUGGGCGGCUUCUGCGCCUCCAACUUCACGUCGGGCCCCGCCGCCGGGAGCUUCUGCUGGGACCGGCAGCCGGAGUACAGCGCCUACAGGGAGAGCAGCUUCGGCCACGGCAUCCUGGAGGUGAAGAACGAGACGCACGCGCUCUGGCGGUGGCACCGCAACCAGGACCUGCACGCCACCGUCGCCGACGAGGUUUACAUCGUCCGGGAGCCCCACAAGUGCCUCGUCAGCUCCACCAGACUAGCCUACUGAACUCAUUGAUUGAUUAUUUAUUACCUCGUUAUAGUUGGUUUUAUUACCAAUUUUGAUAUUCAAAGCAACACUCGGAUCAAAUUUGAGGGGCAUAUUUAGCUAUAUAUUUUGUCUUCAAAUAACCAUUUUACAGAAUUAUUCUAGGAUCACUUUUCUCUUUCUCUAUAAAAAAAUAAUUAGCAAA